AUGAGAAAGAUUUGGAAUAGAAAAGAUAAAGAUAAACGAAAGAGUGUUUCUCACGAUACUAAUUCACCAAAUAUAUAUUCAAAUCAUCACUUUGAUUCUAAUGAACACUUGCCUACACAAUCACACCAACAAGGAUCGGAUCAAUAUUCUGACCACAAUCAGAAUCAUAAUCACAAUCACCACCGCAACCACCAACACCAACAUCACCACCUUGUCCACACUGAGUCACACGAGGAUACAACCAGUUUUGAUUAUGAAGAUAUGGCAUCCAUACACGAACAACCAUAUUCGUUAUCAGAUAAACAAUCCACAACUAAUACAUCUACCUUAUCAUCAACUACUGCUGCUUCUACUUUGGCAACACUGAAUAAUACUCAACCACAUACAUAUACAUCCACAUCUACAUCUAUUAGAGGAGUAGGAGCUACAGGAAAUAGUGGUAGUGGUGGUGGUGGCGGUACAACAAAAAAACUCAAUUCUCCCCAAUUCCAAUCGUCAGUUGCACCUAAUGUGAAAUUGAAUUCCUUAAUUAAACAUGAUCAUGAUACAACUGUUGGAAAACAUUCGUGGGUGAAUGGUGUUUUCAAUGGGACUGAAAUCAAUGAAAAUAAUUUGAAAUUGUACCGUGCCGAGUUAAAAGGAUCACAUUUAUAUCUUUACAAGGCACCAACAAAUUUGAAUGUCAAGAAGUUUCGAUUACAAGAACCUCCUAUACCCAAAGAAGUUGAAGCAAUGAUGAAGAAUAAUAAUGACAGUAGCAGCAGUAUCCAUAAUUUCAAUAAUAGUUCCACUUCAUUAGCUAACAGUAAUAGCAUUAAUGAAAAUGUCGUUUCUGAUCCUCCUCAACAUAAUAAUGACAAUGCAACAAUUGAAACUAAUGCUUCAACUCUAAUUGAUACCAAACCAUUAGAUGUUUCACAAAUCAGUAGCCCCAUUGUUCAAAAUACCCCAACAGCACAUCCACCUCCAUUGGGGAUGCGGAAAAAUUCCACCAUUGAAACCACAACAAUUCCAGUCAAUAGAAAUGUAUUUCAUACACCUUAUUCUAGUAGUAUCCCCAACACACCAGUAACUGCUCCACCUACAUUACCCAUUACUUCUUCUAUAGAUAUAUCAGAGCACAACAUUACAUAUUACAAAGUUGAGGUGCCACAUCCAGACUUAUUAUAUGAUUUUGAUACACAUCGAUUUUCAGCUCCAUUUUUCAAAGAUGGGAAAAAUUCAUUAGAAGCCAUUUUCCACUUUUUAUUGUUCAAUCAAGAUCCUUUGGAUACCCGUACCAUCAACACUAUAGUUGAUGUUUUGCCUAUUUUACCAGAUUUUGGGAAAAUCAUGAAAUUUUUCUCUCUUUACGUGCACACUAUAUUUGAGAAGAAAUUUGAGGGCAUGACAAACUUGGAAUUGGUUGUCUCCAGAGUUUUGCAGGUGUUGCAGAAUUUGGAAGAACAUUUUGAUGGAUUUUUAUUAAAAUCUGACAUUGCCCCCUAUAUUUUGAAAGUAUUGGAAAUGAUCAAUCAUUACAACAUUGAAGAUAUCACUAUUUUCAAAAACAAAAUGCUUCAAAAGCAACAAGUGUUGAUAGAUUUACUCAAUAAUGAUAAUUUACCACUUAAUGUUCAACCAUUCCAAGAUUUGAAUUCCACUGUGUUUAUGAAAGAAAUUAAUUUGAUUGAUUUUGCUUAUACCAUUAGUGAAAUUGAUUUAAAGUUUUUUAGUAACUGGAACUCUAAUAUUGACAAAUCCUUAUUGCUAUAUUCUUCAAUUAGCGAUGACACUAAUCGAGAUUUUUUCUAUAAAAAGAACCCUUUAAUAUUCAAUAAUGAUUAUCACAUUCAUUAUUUGUCAAGAUUGUUGGUAAAUCAUUUGUUUGUGGAAAAUUCGAGUAUGAACAUGAGUUCAGCCAAUUUGGAAAACAAAGCCAGAUUAUUGGAAAAAUGGAUUGAUCUAGGAUGCUUAUUAGAUAAAUCAGGUAACAUGUCAUCCUGGUUGGGUAUAUCAUCUGUUAUAUUAUCACAGCCGGUUUUGAGAUUAACCAAAAUCUGGUCGUUAGUGGCACCAGAUUAUAUUAGAUUGUUGAAAAGCGAUUGGUCACCUGUCUUGUUUGAGUUGGAUAGAAGGUACUUGGUUAAUGAGUCUACUAUUGAUCAUGGGAAGUCAACCCAUCUAGGAGGUAACGAAGAAUCCAGAGAUUUGAGCACUAAAGACUCCUAUCAUAUCAUGGCACCAAGAGGUUUAGGGAAAAUUUAUCCUAAGGAAAGAGUGAUUCCUUUCUUUGGAGAUUUAGUAAUCAACAACAGUGGGAACACUACCGAUAAGAGUGUUGAUAUUUAUGAACUUGAAUCGAUAUGGAAACGAGUAAAUUAUUCCUUUGAUAGAUGGAAUGACUAUUUGACCAACUUGACCAAUUAUGAUGAAAUUAUCAAGUACAAUGACGAUGUUUUACGUCGAUAUGAUUCUAUGGGAUUUAUAUUUUCUAAUGAGAGCUUAAACCAAGUAUUGUUUUUGGGUGCCAAUAAUAGUGACGAAAGGCAACUUGAAAAUCCACCAUCACCAAUAAAACGUCGAGAAGUAAACAAUGAUAUAAAGAAUAAGCUUUUGCGCUUGAUUGAAUUAAAUUGUGAUUCGAUAAAUAUGGAGAAAAUCAUGAAAUUAUCCAUAAACUUGGAACCAGAACUUCCUGAAGCAUAUUUGGAUGCAACCACUUCCAUUUCCGUUGCCCCUUCAACACUGCAAGAAUCAACAUUAUUGAAAAGCAAUAUUAAUAGAUCUAAUUUGUCUGUCAAUUCAAUUGAUUCAUCAGGUUCUCUGAAUGAGACUCCAUUGAGUGAAUCUAACCCUGCUUCUCGAAUUCCUAGUUUUAAUAACAAAUUUUUCAAAAUUGAUUUGGGCAAAUAUGAUGAGUUGAUGAAAUCAGGUGAUAAAAAGGACUCACCACCAUUAGAUCCAUCUGUGAACAAACACAAUUUUGUUAUUGACAAUGAAUUGACGUUUAGAAUUGAUGAUUUUAUAUCUGAAUUAGAUAAUAGCUCUACUAGUUCUGUUACUGGUGGUGGUGCUGUUGGAGCCGGUGGUGGAUAUGACGAUUUUGCCGGAGGGGAUGACGAUGAUGAUGUUCCAGGAUUGGGUAUUGAUGUUGAUGAUAUUUUGAAUUCUGAUAAAUUCACAAACUUUCUGAUGUCACCAAAAGCUAAUAAUUCCAAAUCUAAUAAAAGGAAAUUAAGCAUGGAUGGAAGUAUGAAAAAAAUUUACAAAUUCAUCCCUAAAUAUGCUACCGUUGACAGGUUGAUUGACUUGUUGUUGCUUGAUUCCAAAUAUUUCCACCGUGAUGUCCACCUUGAUUUAACUGAAUAUAGAUUUGUUUUUUUAUUAAACUACAAUUCAUUUAUGACAACAAAGGAAUUAUUAGAUAAAUUAGCUCACAGGUUUAUAAAUUCAGGAAACGCGGUGAUAUCGGUUAUGAAAAAGAAUUAUUUACUCAAAAAAUUGAAUCAUGAAUCGGACAAGACGAAAAUGGAACCAAAUUUUAACCAAGGAAACCCACAAUUGGCUAUGAAUUUCCCAAACUGGAAUUUGGAUACUGCAGUAGAUUUGAAUGAGUUGGGAGACGUUGACUAUGAAUUGUUACUCAAGAUCCAGAUCAAUAUAUUAAAAGUGUUGAUUGUUUUGAUAAAUAAUUUUUACUCCAAUUUUUCUUUGGAUUUGGCCAACAAGAACAUAUUAAUCAAAUUACUCAAAUUGUUCAGUAAUGAAAUUUUACAGUGGUACAAUUCAAACAAAAUCGAUAAUACUUUGGAGAAAUCAUUUGAGAGUUUGGUAACUUAUUAUAAAAAAUUGAAGAAAUUGUUUGUGAAAAAAACUUAUCGACCAGUUGAAGUGCUGAAAUUUGAUGAAUAUUUGAUUUCAGAAUUUAGAUUCAACAAUUCACUUCACGAAGUGCCCAUGAAUAGAAAUUUGCCAAGUCAUAGAAAUGUUCAUAAAAUUGAAAAGUUUUUGUAUAAAUUCAACAAAUUAUUAGCUGUGUUUUACAAGGGAAUAAAAACUGAAGAUUGGGUUAGGGUAUACAAGAUUUUGGAAAACUCAUUUGAAAAGAAUGCCUUGUUAGAUUUCAGUUUACAAAAACCUACAGUACUGGAUGAUCAAUUAAUAAUUUCCAAUAUAUUCAAUUUUUUUGAAUCUUUAGUCAUUCCAGAUGAACGUCAAUUGUUGUUGAAAAAAUUCCCACUUGUUUUCCGUAAAUUGUUCAAAGUGUACUUUAAAUUCAAAAGUUAUUUGUUGGUGCAAUUGACUGAUUUGAACAUAACCACUGAUGAAAGAUUAGAUAGAAUGAAAACAUUAUUGAUAAUGGCUGAAGUAUCGAAAUUAAAAAUGAGUGAUAAUCAAUUUAUUUUUGAAGGUAGUGGUAAUAUUCCAUCAUGUAUUGAGACAGCAAUUAUUAAUGUGAUUUAUUCCCCCGAGAGUCGUAAAUUUUCGAAUUUAUGGGUAAGGGCAGCUCAAACAUUAACCCAUCGUGAAGGGAAUUUUGAUAGCGUUGAACUGUUAUUGCCACCAAAUAUCACUAUCAAUGAUUUACAAUCGACUGAGCCAUUAUUGCCAUGUUUUGGAUGGAUCAUUGAGAAUUUGAUUGAAACUGAUAAAUGUCCUUCCUAUUUUAAAAAUCAAAUCAAUUUUAACAAGAGAUAUUUGAUUUAUAAGUUGAUUAGGGAAUUAAGUGUGGAAGAUUUUGAAGGUGAAUCGGGUUCUAAUGAUUUCACUUUUAAUGAAUCUCGUGAGUUUGACUUUUUAUUGAAAUUGGAUGAAUCAUUAGUGAAUCAACAAAAUCUUAGAGAAUUUUCUCCUGUUGACAAAGCUGAAAUUUUCCAAAGAAUUAUGAAAGAUCAACAUCAAAUUUUAGUUGUUGAUAAUCAAAAGAAACAUAUUAGAGAUUCUAAAAGACUCAUUAAGGGUACAAACAAUUUAUCUAUUCGUUCUGCCACCAAUAGCAGUUUCAGUAAUGUUCAUAGUGGAAUUAGUGCCAGCACUAGCAACACUACCACUGCUGCCGGCAAUACCAAUAACAAUAACAAUAACAAUAACAACAACUUCAACAACAACAACAAUAAUAAUGCAUUAAGUGGAAUGCACAAUUUGACGAGAAAAACAUCAAAUACAUCUUUGAAACGUCAAUCAUUAUCAUACAAAUCAAGCUCAUCAUCUAGAUUCAAAAUAAGUGGAUUAUUUACCAAAUCAAGGCCAUUUUCUUUAACUGGAAACACAUCCACUCCAGAAAGAGUUGUUAAUAUUGAAGAAUUACCAAAUCCAGAAGAUUCGAUCGAACCAAAGCAAAAGCCAGUUGUUGUGAUACCUUUAAAAAACAGAAAGAUUUUCCCUGUAUACCUUAUGCCAUUGUGUUUUAAAAUUGAUUCUGAAACAACUAAUGAUCAUUAUUUUUUCCAAGCUACAAAUGACACUGACUUGAAUGAAUGGUUAAUUAAAUUAAAUUACGCUAAUAGACAUUGGUUUUAUUCACGUAUUCUUAACAACAAAACUACAAACAAUAAUCUUGUCUUUGGCGUUCCAAUUAGUUUUAUUUGUGUUAGAGAAUUAUCUGUUGUUCCGAAAUUUUUGGAAGCCAUAUUCCAAGAAAUUGAAUCCGAAGGAAUCAAAGAUGUUGGUAUUUAUCGUAUCAGUUCUUCCAUUAGUGAGUUGACUAGUAUUAAACAAACGAUUGAUAGAACAGGUACUAUCAAUUUCAAUGAUCGGGGAUAUGAUACUCAUGCUUUGACCAGUAUUGUCAAAUCCUAUUUCCGUGAAUUACCAGAUUCAUUAAUAACUGAUGAUGCUAUUAGUCAAUUUUAUGAAUUGAAGUUGGAACAAGAAAAUAAAAACCAAACCCCAGAUCGUGAUGCAUUUGAUUUGAAUGCUUAUCAAAAAAUUUUACAUUCAUUACCAGUGGUCAAUUUCAACACUUUAAAAAUUUUGGUAAAGCAUUUGAAUAAAAUCAGUGAACAUAAAGAAGUUAAUAAAAUGACACCAUCAAAUAUUGCUACGGUGAUAGGGCCAGCAUUAACAGAAUCUAGUAAUUUGGAUAUUUUGAUUAAUAAUUUUGGGUUUAUGAAUUUGGUUUUAGAAAAAUUGAUUAAUAAUUAUCACGAAGUAUUUGAUGAUAGAGAAGAUGAAAAGAAAGACAUUGAAUCGGAUUUAAAUCACGCGCAGGGACAAAAUUCAGAAACCGAGAUUGAAAGUCAACAACAAGAGCAACAGCAAAAUCAUCAAUAUGAACAAGAACCUGAACAUGAACAUCAUAUUCAAAUUCAAGUCAAACCAGAAUGUGAACCCCAACGUGAACCUCAACGUGAACAAGAACGCGAACACGAACGUCAACACGAACGUCAACACGAACGUCAACACGAACGUCAACACGAACGUCAACACGAACUUGAACGUGAACAAGAGAACAAACACGAACAAAAACAAAAACAAGAGUAUGACUUUGGUAUUAAGCAUCAGCAUGAACAUGUUGAUGUAAAGGUGGAUCUGAAAUUGGGAGAAAGACAAUAUCAACAACAACAACAGCUGGGACUUGGACAAGAUAACAAUAACACCCCACGCAAGAACAAUGUUAUCCAAAGUGGUGUUGACCCAAAUGAUGAUGGUGUUCAUCAUCUUACGAAAGUAGUUUCCGAUGACACUACAAGAACCGAUAAGACAGUUACAAAACCCAAUCAAAAUUUCAUUGGUCAAGGUUUUGGUAAAGAAGAGGAGCUUAAAGUUCAAUUUUGA
Candida albicans SC5314 is the source of this 6759-nucleotide messenger RNA. It is a transcript of the gene BEM2, whose product is annotated as Bem2p. The record is from RefSeq and is a predicted model, not a curated record. Gene Ontology annotation, cellular component: membrane. Bases 1 to 6759 code for a protein of 2252 amino acids. Gene Ontology annotation, molecular function: GTPase activator activity; guanyl-nucleotide exchange factor activity. The transcript has a single exon. Gene Ontology annotation, biological process: positive regulation of GTPase activity; small GTPase-mediated signal transduction. NCBI's taxonomy places the organism in Eukaryota, Fungi, Ascomycota, Pichiomycetes, Serinales, Debaryomycetaceae.